AUGCUGAUCAGAUGGACAACAGGCUUUGGUCACAUUACCGUCGCCUAUAUCGCCUCCAACUUCGUCUCUGACUCCACCACCUCCUAUCUUCAGACCCUCCUCCGCAAUGACACCGGCGACUACCUCGCCGGCGUUGCUACCUGGGCAGAUUCUAUCCGGUACACCAAAUGGGGCCGCUUCACCUCGGGCUUCCACUUCAUCGACGCCCAUGACAAUCCGCCGACCUACUGCGGCGUAGAUUACGACCGUGACUGCAAGAAAGAAGCCGGUUGCGUGGUCAGCGCUUUGCAGAACUACACCUCCCAGCUUCUUGACACUGAGCUUCCACUCUGGCGGCGAGCACAGGCAGCAAAGUUUGUGAUUCACUUUGUUGGUGAUAUUCACCAACCGCUACAUACCGAGGAUGUGGCGAGGGGAGGCAACGGAAUUCAUGUUACGUUUGAAGGAAAAGAGCUGAAUUUGCACCAUGUGUGGGAUACGAGCAUUGCCGAGAAGUUGGUGGGCGGCAUUCGCAGGAAGCCGUAUCCGUUUGCGAAAAAAUGGGCCGACGAGUUGACGGAGGAGAUCAAGAGUGGGAAGUACGCGGCGGAGAGCAAGUCCGGCUGGCUAAGGGGGACGAAUAUCACGGAUCCGAUUGCUACGGCUCUAGGGUGGGCGGUUGAGGGCAAUGCGUUGGUUUGCACUACCGGUAAGUUUUUGGUAACCUUCGAAGGUCAAAGACAAAAGCUAACAUGUCUCGGUCAGUAUUGCCAGAAGGCGCGGAAGCCAUCGAGGGCCAGGAGCUGGGAACGGACUACUACGAAAAGGCCGCUCCUGUCGUCGAGGAGCAGGUUGCAAAGGCUGGCUUCCGGCUGGCUGCUUGGUUGGACUUGA
Messenger RNA from Podospora anserina S mat+, 873 nucleotides. RefSeq lists its product as uncharacterized. Gene Ontology annotation, molecular function: endonuclease activity; nucleic acid binding. Gene Ontology annotation, biological process: DNA catabolic process. Bases 1 to 873 code for a protein of 290 amino acids. NCBI's taxonomy places the organism in Eukaryota, Fungi, Ascomycota, Sordariomycetes, Sordariales, Podosporaceae. The transcript has a single exon. The record is from RefSeq and is a predicted model, not a curated record.